AUGCAACCGGCGUCGUUGCAAGUUCAAGAAGUCGAGAAUUUCGAACUCAUCAUCCCGGGCCGGACACCCAUUGCCAACUCUUCCUACUCAACGGCUCCGUCUUUCAGCACUGGCGCGGCACCCAUUCUACUCCAGCGCGACCGUCAUCGACACGGCCCCUUGUUUCCCAUGGAGAUCAUCGAGGAAGAAGAGAGUGAAGGACGGCGAGGACGCCACUUACAGACCAGUUAUUACCUCUCGGCCUUCGGGCGGGGAGAAACUAUGUCCGCAAAUAUGGCGAUGGCAAUCGACCUUUCUGGAAGAAUUCACCCGCAGCGCUUUUGCGCUGCUGGCGCGGACCUGCAAGAGGGUCAACGGGCUUGGUUCGAAGCCAUUGGUGACGCAAUUCGGGCGGAGGAAGGUGGAGAGCAUGGGGAAGAAAGGCAAGGCUUGGUAUCCGCUGAGCGCUGUACGAGGAUGAUCGGCUUCCCGAGGAAGAUUACGCUUGGGGCGAGUUUCGAGUCUGCAUCGAAUGUGAGAAAUAUUAUUAUGGAGACAGAUGCAAGCGCAUACUUUCUUCCCUGCUUUCUUCAUAUCGUUGGCGAUGCUAAAGGAUAG
Cyclocybe aegerita is the source of this 597-nucleotide messenger RNA. The record is from the annotation of a GenBank genome assembly. Lineage: Eukaryota; Fungi; Basidiomycota; Agaricomycetes; Agaricales; Hemipholiotaceae.